Molecule: messenger RNA, 6832 nt
Organism: Amoebophrya sp. A25
Lineage: Eukaryota; Dinophyceae; Syndiniales; Amoebophryaceae
Source: the annotation of a GenBank genome assembly
CUAAUAAGGCAUCGAAGACUGCGUCAAAUACUAGUACAGAAACUUCCUCAAAAGUGAAGAGGAUAGCAUCAGCUUCAGCAUCAGAGGACUCUGAACAUGACGACGCUAUAACUGCCUUGCCGAGCGCAGUUGGUACAAAAGCCGAACAGACAAUGGAGUCAGCCUCUCUGCGAACGCUUGUUUAUGCGAAUACUAGCCAGCGAUAGCCUUUUCCUUUUUACAGAAGUCAAUUGCCUUUUCAUAAAUUAUCUUGGCAAUCAUUUUCUGCUGAUGAAGUACGAGUACUAUGGUUUCGCUACAAGUUAGUAGAAAUAUCAGGAACGGACAGUUAGAUUUUAUUUUUGAUUAGUAGCCUGAAGAAACAGAGCUAGUAACAACUCACUUCCUUCUUCGUACAGUCUUCAUCUAGUUCUAAUCUAUGGCUAAAAAGUCCGAUCCCGAUCCCGAAAGAGUGAGGACUUACUCGUACAAUUACACCAGUGAGGAGGACGCUCGAGGGAACGGAUGGCAAUGGGACGAGGGUGUGCGACCUCCAAACAGUACGGCCGCCUUUUAUCCUAUCACGCGCACGAAGCGCAUUAUCGUCCCACCCGCAACAGCGAAACGCGAUGUCUUCGUAGAUCCGAAAGUUAAGCUUAGAUUGGCUUAGAGGUAAUCUGUGACGUCAGUAGACUCUGUCGUGUUUUUAGAAGUAUGCUUCAUGGAACUCGAAGUCUUCUAGGCACCAGGUAUGAUUCGACGCAAUAUCGGGUGUAUUUGCCCCGUUCGGGUUCAUUCGGCGAGGAGGAUUAUUAGCAGAGACUCGGAAGGCACAAAAUGAUGUUCUAAGAGAGCGGGGGCCGGUUUCGUGAAAUACGGCGAGCUGGAUGCUACGCAGGUCGUUUGCAGCGGAGUUGACGGCUGGGCCGCUGACAAUCGCGCGAGCGGGAAGAGCGGGGCGAUCUACCGUAAAAUUCCAAAACACGAUCUGUACGAGAAAAGUCGAAAACUACAGGGACAUGAAGUGCCAGCCAUGCUCCACAAGGUAGUGAUACGUUUUGCGUCUUGUUGUUUCAACGAUUGCGUAACGGCUUCGGGAGAAGCUACUACUGGCGUUCUCCUGGACGUGGCAGCCACUCGAGACGCGGUGAAUUGGACACGCAUCGACAAUACGACGGAGAUAGACACGUCGGACGGAAAAACAGUCGGAAUGACGGUACCAUCAGCAUCUCUUAGUACAAAAUAUGAAUGUCGUAUACGUAAGUUAGAGUUAGUGACGGAGGAUGUGAACCUCGUAAUCUAGCUCUAGCUGUGCGUUGUAAAAAGCUUCUCGCCUGACCCAUUUUUUUCUGCAUCUUCGUCCUCUAUUUAAUGGUGGUCAUUCUUCUUCAAUAUCUCCACAAAAUAAGGCCUUUCGCGAAGUAGAAUUGCGUGCGAAGGAGGUUUCUGGCAAGUGGUUACGGCUGAUGGAGACGGGAGACAACAUUAUCGUACUGCAGUCCUUGGAGGUAGUCUAUGCGGACCCGGGCAAUCCACCCAGAAGUCUGGCGCAGGCCGUUCGACCGCCCCCACGCGUCGAUGAUGGAUUCGGCUUUGUGAAUUACGUAGUCACAGCAGACGUGCAAGAAGACGGCUGGGGUUGGGGCUGGCGCGCUAUGCAGCACGACCGCAAUGACGAGCCGUCAACGGAAGGUACUGGCGUUGAUGCGUUGGCGAUUCGAGGGGAAAUGACCAAUUUCGGAAUCCAACGUGGUAAGACUUAUGAAAGCUACAUCACGACCUUUGGUCAGACAUAUUCAUUUUCUUCGACGAUGUGCCAGGGAGUCCCCGGCUGGGGCGGUCACAACGCGCACGCCACGCUGAUGAACGGUGGCCGCAGCGCUCUGUACCGAAAACUUCCUGCCGUGAACUUCUACGGAAAGAAGGUGAAGAACGUUUUUGUGAGUUUCGGCAUCUGCCAGGGUGGCGAUGUCACCGACACAUCAGCAGCGUUUAAGGAUCGAGUUGAACUGGCAUUCGGCGACUCCAUGGACGCACCGGAGGGCUCUUGGACCUUGCUGAAAGAGGUCCACAGCCCAGGCAUCAUCGGCGGUUUCAAAAUGGAAGACUCUUACAAUUACGAAGAACAGGAGCAUGAUGGCUACUAGAACUAAGUAAGUAGAUAGAAGAUGAACAAGAAGAGCAACAGUUUUUACAUCACAUCAAUACUUUUUGUCCUACGUACUUCUUUUGUUUUUCACUGGUCUCCAAACCUCACCUCGGUCGCUCCUCGUCAUCGUUAUGGUCCAGCUAUACCUCAGUGCUCAGUAUUACCUUUACCAUUUCAAAUUAUUCUAAAGUAGCAUACAUCCGGCUAGCACAGUUGCCGGCAAAUGGUUGCGCCUUUCUACGAUGGGUCGAAAUUCGGUUAUCCUUUUGCACAGUUUGCAGAUCCUUUUUGAAGGGGACUUCGAUGACUACUGGGCGGUCACAGGUGACCUAGCGAAUCGUCCUCUUUUGCUGGCCAGCACGAACCAACAGGUGCAUCAUGAAGGAGCACAAGCAUUCUCGGUGGAAGGAAAAUUGAUUGCAGAAGAACGAGCUCAUGCCACUGCACGCACUCGCACUUCUAGUAGUUCUAGUUUAGAAAGAACCACUUCUAGUAAAAAAUCGAUGGCAAGCCCUCUUCAUAAUGUGAUGGCCAUAUCUGCUCCGCCCACUGGCAUCAAGAUUCGAGACAGCACGAAACCCUUGAUCGAGCUUGUUCCAAUACGGGACAUGAAGAAGGGCCAAUCCAUCUACGCAGACAGCAAGAUGCUGAACGAGACACUCCCUUCGGACAGGUUUGCGAUGCAGUAUGAUCCGGACUGCCUGUAUCUGCGUGACAAUCGUCUAAAACCUGGGGAAGAAAUGGUGGGUCAAAGUGCCGUGCAAACGGGAAUAUCGGUGGAUAUGGGCGAAGGAGCAGCCUCGGUGAACGCAGUCACCGUGUAUCUGGAUUUUUACCGUGCAAGACAGGCACUGGCGGACGACAUCGGGCAGGUCAGCAGUGGUCUACUCGGUUGGGAUGACAGCAGUACGUGGCAGCCGAGUCCGAAAUCCUCGGCUUUCUCUUAAGGCUACAAUUUAGGCCUUCCUUCCUCCUGGACGAGGGUGUGUUAAAAAAGUUGAACAUGAGCUUGUAUCAAUUUCAGUAUGUAAGGAGGUCUGCUCCGUGUGCCGUUGGUCUCAUGGUAUCUAUACAUAGAUGAAGGUCGUGUAGUGUCCGGUUGAAUAAUGUAUGACGGAACUAAGUAAAUGUGGAGCUAAGUGGUUUUUUGUAGUGUAAGUGUAAUUCUCGCUGCAGUCUGCUGCUCCCAUUUUCGACACACUACGAAACAUACUGCUCACGACCUUUUGCAUUCUUGCUCUAACGUUUCACUGGUGAAGAAGGAGCGGACGACCAGGACCCAGCAGACGAUCCUCUUACUGCAUCAAAUAUCAUCAGCGACGAGUUUUACCGAAUUGAGUGCGGUGGACCAAAUGCGGACUUUGGGGGUGUGACUAUAGGGACAGUUCCCAUUCGCUAUUACCUCGCAUUCAGCAGGAGCCUCAACGCGUUAGCUUGCCGUCCUUUUGACGAACAGCAGUGGAAACCGUUUCGCUUCCAGCUUUCCAGUCGCCCCAACGAAGGCACCAACGAAUACAAGCUCUUCAGCCAGCUGGCCGCAAAUAUGAUCGAGGAGGCUACCCUAAAGGCAGAGGAGGAGAGACUGAGCAGUCUAGGCACGGCAAGCUAUGCCGAUUUUGUCGCCGCGAAAGCGACGGCGAAGGGCGCUGCGAUGAACCAUGGGUGUUACAUGAGGAGCGCAGCGCCGUUGCCCGCCAACACGAACGACGCUAUCGCCUGCGACACGGAUUAUACAGAUAGCGACGGGACGAUCGCAGUAGAACUGGACGGCACUGCUGCAGCAGGUGUGCAACUUCCGUCUCGGCGCGCUUUCCUCAGUUUCAAGCCCACAAGUGCCGCUGCAGCUUACUGCCGUCCACCGGCGACUCUGUCGGGCGGCACUGUAACCCCCGAGACGGACGCUGUAGUUACCUGCACAGAAACAAAGGCAACGGCGCAAGCUGGUGGAGACGAAAAAGGGUUCACAUUCGAAGCUUUUCCCUCAGUCGAUUACAAGGGCGUCGUGUUUUCCAGAGAGUUUUCGUUUUUGCCGGAAGAACCGAGUAAACAUGUAAGAGAGACUGCAACCACGGAAAGCGAUGACGAUUUGGCAAUACAGGUAGAUGUGAAAGGAACCGGACGAGGAGUUGGAUCGCCCUUGGUCAUAAUAUGUCCUUCCCAAAGCGCGCACGAUGUGCCUCGACAGCCGGGGACGCCGUCCGGAGGGCGAAGCAAACAACACGUAACGUACAGGAGCGAAGCAGAUCUUUUAUGGAAGAGCCACCUAUUGAGAACAAAGAGAACAACAAAAAGGAAGUAUAUGUCAGAGGUCUACUACUGCUCGAAUUCUUAUCGUCACAACGUGUUUGAAACAACACGACCACAACAAAAUUUUUGCCUUCGACCUUCUCGAGGCAAGCGACAUAGAUUGGUUCUCAAUCAGUGGCUCCAUUCAGAUCCUUUGCACGACGGAUGGAACAUCGAAAAUAUAAGCCAUUCGAAGUCCACAACGGGAAAGCAUCACCACAUCACGAACCUUCCACCUGAUACCACUAGCGGCCGCUUCGUCUAUCAUAUGAAAUUUGCGUAGGAAGUAGCCUAGCUUCCUAGCCUUCUUUCACUACACCCUACAACACGCUUCGAGUGUUUGUAUCCUUUUCUGAUUCUUUGCUUGAUUUUACCUUGAUGUGGUUCACCUGCAACUCGAUCGAUACGCGUUGUUCAAGGGUGUUCCAAUAUUUACCUUCAUCACUACAUUCUGUUGGAUCUUGGCGACGUGGACCUGGACGUCCACUAGUAUCAUGACAAAGUGUAUGGAGAAAAUGAAAACACAAGUGCCAUGUUCUCGACCUUACUUUCAUACAGCAUCCUGUUGGUCAUAGCGAAGAGCAUGGGCAUUGUGGCGCUGUUGGCUGGGGUGGCUUCUUCAAUGCGACACGCAAUCUGACAGCAGAGAAUAUCACAAAUCAAGGUCAAGGAGAUCACUACAGUGACUACUUCUAAGGCUACAUAUCUUUUCUUAUGCCGUCACAACGUCGGUCCCUGCUCCGACGCCGUCGCAAAAACAAAUGCUAGUAAAUGUAAUCGUAAUACAUGGUAAUGCUCGUUCAGUGAUUUGUUUCAACACACGAUCGAUCAGAUUGUAAAUGUAAUGCUCAUUUCGAUUUAUCUAGAUCCGACGACUUGAUGUCCCUCUAAUUUCAUCGGCGAGAAGACUCGAACAGUACCGAAGGCUCCAUACACCGACUCAUCCCGAUGAACAGUGGCACACUGGGUUUUCCACUCGAUUUUGUGGACAUCACCUUCGGUGUUUGUCAGACAGAUUCCUACUCGUGGCCCUUUGGAGGCGUUUUUCUCGAAACUGGGACCCCGGGAAGGGGAGAAAAUCGCACGGGAGAAGCAUGGCGGCGAGUGGCGUGGAAAGACUGGGAUGGUAUUUUUCAUCAGGACUACCAUGAUCUUCUACUUCGUACAGUCAAGAAAGCCUACUUCAGAUCUUGGUUAAAGUUGGUUCUGACUAUUCUUUCAAAAUAUGUCACUUGACUGCAGUUGUGUGUAAUUGAAAGCACUGGUGAACCUACUUGGACCAGGAGCGCCGCUGUCCAUCCUCUUACAACACUGACUCCAGGUAACCAGAAGUCCCUUCUGGUGGGGGAUCCCGGUUUAGUAGCAAUGCGCACUGUUCGCAUUGAGGCGAGAGAUUUUAUUUCUACUGGUCCGUACAUACGCCUGACGGAAACAGAGAACAACAUCUUGCUGCUCCGCAGUUUGGAAAUCGUGUUUCAGCCGGAAGGCUUCUAGUACUACCUUCUGCCGCUUAGAAGUUUCAACAAGAUGAAGAAGCUAGAGUAAACCUAAUGAAAAAGAAAACUUAUUGAGUAGCAAAUGACAAUAAGAAUAGCAAUAAGUACACCAACACCCUAAAAAGUAAAAAGAUAAAUAGAUAAAACAAGCGGGAACGUCGCCAACGAUACUACUGAUUACACCUAUUAUACUUUCGCACGACGUUCUUUCCUCGUCGUUUCUUCUGUUAUUGGAUGCAGAAUGGUUUCCAAUGGAAUUGUUUUUAAUAGUCAUUUUUCAACAUAGUGACACUGACAGACUGUCAUGCACCUUCUAGCCAAUUGCGAGCUCGUGUUAUCAGAGGCACAACUACAGGUUCUUACAUUCAUUUUUAUUGUCAUAGCCCCACUGAAAAGAACAGUAGUAGUUUCUCCAUUCCAUCGCAUCCAACAUCAUAUCAUCAACUCAUGCCAUUGAGAUCCAUUUCCAUAUGUAUCUAGUACAGCAUGCAUAGCUGCUAAAGGCACUAGGCCAUUUUCCGAAAGUUGCAUAGGCACCAAAGCCACUACCUAGUAUUGACCACGUUUUCAUAACAACUACAUAGCAGUUAUUUCAUCAUGUAGUUUGCAUUUCUGGUGCAUGUUACUAGUACAGCCUUCUUACUAUGCUUUGUUUUGAAUCGAUACCGUCACAACAAAAGGUCCAACACAAUUGUCUGCGAACCUCGUGCACCGCUCACAAGAAAACUGCAGAUGUUUAGUCGCCCUCUCUCUAGUGCGGCUACACAUAUUCGCCGGAGGAUACAGGUCAAACUGUUGGCGGCGAGUUAACUCCUAUCCUAUCUACAAAUGCUAGGGGCUCUCAGAGUCAGCGCGUUGAAGUUGCAGGAUUGUUCUUAUUUUAGCUCGUCUUUGUGUAUCAGAUGAUAGUUUGCGCUUUCAU